GGGCUCUAGGGCUAGGGAGUGGGUGCGGAACAAGCCGAUGAGGCCAGUCUGGGUGAGAUUGGGGAAGGAAGGGCGGAGACACAGAUGACAGGGAACUCGCCCCGCUCUGGAGAGCCGUGGGCCGGCAGCGCUGUGGCGGCGUGGGCAAAAGCCUGUGAUGCAUAGAACACCGCCCUUUACUGACUGGAAAUAAAGAGUCCAUCCCCGAGCUCAGUGCAGCACACCCGUGAUCUCAUUGACCUCUCACGCCCUGAAAGUAGAGGCGUCAGUAUAGCGGUUGACAGGUGAGGAAUGUGAGGCUCAGAAAAGCGAAGAGACUUGCCUAAAACCACUCAGGACUCCUUACUUCAAAGACCUUGCUUUUCUCUCUGCUCUUGGGGAGGCAGAGGUUUAGCUUGGCGUGGGAGGCAGGAAAGAAAGAAAAGUUUUGAUGCCCUGACCUUCGCAAAUUGUCUGGCAGGACCAGUCCCCCCAACCCUUCCGAAUGGCAGCCUGUAAGGCAGCCCUUCUGUAGUACUGUGAGGAUGAAAUGAGAUGGAUUUGAAAGCACGGUGUUUAUAAAUUACUGUUUGGAGAAGACGUAGGAAGAGAGCGGUUUGAAAUGGGUUGCUGGUGCCGGAGGAAAAGCACAAGGUGAAGCGUGAGAGUGAGCUGAGAAGGUGAAGGAAAGUUCUGGAAGGGGCUGGGGGAUGGUAGUGGUUGUUGGAGGUCUACGCCCGGUGAAAGAAUACCUUGCCAUGCCAGAUUCCGUUGUGUCCUUCUUCCAGCCCACCUCUCUCUCCUCCUGCCUUUUACGCAGCUCAUUCUGGGGUCCCUGUGUCUAGGAAGCACCUUUUCUCUCCUACCUAUGGGUGGAGAUGGUAAAUAGAGCAGCCUUCGGGCUUCUUAGAGAUAUGGACUGGGCAAGACAGAAUUAUAGACGCAGCUCUUUGAUGUGGGGUGGUGAAGAAAGGGUAGUCGUCCUAGGGGCUUCAAGGCAAAGAGUCCUUUCUCCGGUGGGGUAAGGUGGGGAGGUCUCCCACUUACUGGAAGACACAGUACUCGCUCUGAGCAUUGUCUUUCUUGAAAUUUACCCAGCCACGUGCUGUCCAUUCCCUUACGCAGUGGAAACUCUCCUUGCAUUUACUCCCAAGUAAUCACCUCUGCCUUGUCACAUCCCUUUAGAUUCCAGAUUGAAAAUUCAACAGAGCAUUUCAAAAUUAAAAAGUUUUAAAAAUCCAGGUGGGAAAAAUGGAUCUGACUAAACAGGAGAGAAAUUUCUUCCUCUUCCCCUAUUCUACAUGCUUCAGUGGAUACAGAAACGGGCACCCCCAGCCCCAGCAAGGGAGCCAGGCAUCCAUCUACUUAAGUAAAGUUGGCUGUGGUAAGAGGUUAGACUAAAAUUCUCCGGAGAUGCAGAGGAGAAGGAAUGAAUUCCAGCUGAGAGACCUGGCCGAUGCAUGGGAUUUGUCUUCAAGGUCGAGGCAGAGGGGAUGGCAGAUGCCAAAUUGCAGAAGUCGAAGAAGGCCCAGUAUGGUUGGUCUGUAAAUUUUGCCUUUGCCAGAACGUUAUACAGAUAGAAUCAUGCACCAUGUAACCUUCUGAGGCUGUCUUCUUUCACUUGACGUAAUGCUUUUGAAAUUCAUGACUACUUCCAGCAACCCAGUCUCCUGCCAUGUCUGACCCCAUCACGCUGAACGUCGGGGGGAAGCUCUAUACAACUUCAUUGGCGACCCUGACCAGCUUCCCUGACUCCAUGCUAGGCGCCAUGUUCAGUGGGAAGAUGCCCACCAAGAGGGACAGCCAGGGCAACUGCUUCAUUGACCGUGACGGCAAAGUGUUCCGCUAUAUCCUCAACUUCCUGCGGACCUCCCACCUUGACCUGCCCGAGGACUUCCAGGAGAUGGGGCUGCUCCGCAGGGAGGCCGACUUCUACCAGGUGCAGCCCCUGAUUGAGGCCCUGCAGGAGAAGGAAGUGGAGCUCUCCAAGGCCGAGAAGAAUGCCAUGCUCAACAUCACACUGAACCAGCGUGUGCAGACGGUCCACUUCACUGUGCGCGAGGCGCCCCAGAUCUACAGCCUCUCCUCCUCCAGCAUGGAGGUCUUCAACGCCAACAUCUUCAGCACCUCCUGCCUCUUCCUCAAGCUCCUUGGCUCCAAGCUCUUCUACUGCUCCAAUGGCAAUCUCUCCUCCAUCACCAGCCACUUGCAGGACCCCAACCACCUGACUCUGGACUGGGUGGCCAAUGUGGAGGGCCUGCCAGAGGAGGAGUACACCAAGCAGAACCUCAAGAGGCUCUGGGUGGUGCCCACCAACAAGCAGAUCAACAGUUUCCAGGUCUUCGUGGAAGAGGUACUGAAAAUCGCUCUGAGCGAUGGCUUCUGCAUCGAUUCUUCUCACCCACAUGCUCUGGAUUUUAUGAACAAUAAGAUUAUUCGAUUAAUACGGUACAGGUAAAAGGACCCCAACAACAUUGGAGACGGGGAGUCCCAAGAAGCUCAUGUCAGCCAGGUCUUGGAGGGCAUCUCGCCAGUGGUGCGAGGCAGGAGACUAUACUAAUCUGUAUUAAUUGUGUAGCAGGACUUGAUUCCCCCCAUGAUGAAGUCCACCUUUUGGAAUCCAGUGUCCUCUGAAUAGAACCACCUUUUUUCUUGCCAUUUUGAGCUGCAGACAGGCGGUUUAUUAUGACAAGUGAAGAGUCAGCUGAUGUGUACUAAAGGAGGCCAUAGGAGGAUUUUCCAGCCAGCACAAAGGAACGGCAGUUUUCUCCUGGGCUCCAUCUCUCUGUACCACUAGCCAGUGCUGCAUUUAUCCAUCUGUAAGAAGGCCCUGGUGGAGAGGAUGGGAUGAGAACAAGAGGCUACCUCCAGUUAACCAGGACAUAAAGUCCCCAGCGGUUCCUGUCACACCUGCUCCACCCUCCCCAGGGUGCAUCCAUGAUCGUGGAUGUUUGCCCAGGGAUGACCAUGUUUGGCUGGCUUGGAAUGCUGUGCAUUCUCAGAGCUCUGUUAGUGUCCCCUCUUGGAGGACAGAGAUGAGGUGUGGCAGGGUCUAGAGGAAUGAGUGUCCAGGCAGGGUUCAGAAGGUAGGAAUGUCCGUCUUGAUGGGGCUGAAUCAGGGGAUUCCUGGCUUCAGAAAGGGUCUGCUGUCUUUGCAAAGAUGUGCAAGUAUCUGCAGCCAGUGUAAUGAAAUCACUUCCAAAUCCAGCCUGUUGCCUAACUUUGUCAUUGUUUUCCCAAAAAUUUGAGGUAUCAUUGAAACAGGUCAUUUUAAACAAAUAUAUUAUGGAUUCUCAGGGUUGGAAAUAAUUCGAUGAUUGCUUAGUCUUCCCCCACUCCUAGAACACCCCAGCACAUCUGAAGAUGAGCGCCUCUCCCUGGGUACCUGCAAGUGAUCACCUUGGCCUGCUUGCAGGCCUUGAUAGGAAGCACACCGUCCCCAGGGCAGCUCCUGCUGUGGUUGGAUGGUUCUGACUGUUACACAGUUCUUCCCUAUAUUGAGCCAAAAUCUGUCCUGCCACUUGCUGGAUCUUGGUUGCAGACCUUCCCAUUCACCCAGUUAUAUAUCUUUGCUUUCAAAAUAGUCACCUUGAGAGACCAGACAUUUUUCUGAAAACAUCAUUACUCAGAAUUCAGAUUCCCCUCUGGGAUCUGUCUUCAGAAUCAAAGUUAGCUCUUUUCUAUCCCCUGUAAGUCAGUUCCCUUUUGUUAUAGCUUCACUUCGUUUGUGACCCCCCCCUUCACCCACCUUCCUCACCAUCUGUGGCUCCAUAUGCCUUUCGACCAUUUUCUUUUGGAAGAGGAAGAUUCACGGCCCCUGAGGAGAUCCAGAGGAAAGAGACAGUCUCCGAGGGUGCUGUGCAGCAAGGAGCCCAGGAGUGGUAUGAACCGUAACAGUGCCCUUAGAGUAAAUGUGCGGCCCCUAAAAACCUGCCCUCAGGAAGGCAGCCUUCCCCUGCAGUCCUGUGUCCUACCCCUGGGUCUCUGUGGGGUGCCAUCCAGGGCAAGCAACCCAAGCACUGCUUCCCACCGGGUGAUGAGCCGUGCAGACCUCCAAACUGCACGUCAUGAUUCAUCCCUAAAGUGAGUUUGGCCUUGAGAGUCCCAGGGUCCUCCCCCACUGGGCAGGGGUCCUUAAAGCCAAGGAAGCCUGUGUCCCAUGGGUGACACAGGCACCCAUGGGAGGUGGGCCCAGAAAGGGGCUUCCCAUAGAUAGGCCCUGUGAGUAGGGAGCUUGUACACGGGGCCAUGGGCAGAGCCAGCUCCCUUGAGCAGUAAAGGCCCUUUUCCCCCUACAGUGGGACCCAGGAGUCUCUCUGACAGCUUUUCUGCCAGGUGCAGUGGCUCAUGCCUGUAAUCCCAACGCUCUGGGAGGCCAAGGUGGGAAAAUCACCUGAGGUCAGGAGUUCAAGACCAGCCUGGCCAACAUGGUGAAACCUCAUCUCUGCUAAAAAUACAAAAAUUAGCUGGGUGUGGUGACGGGCGCCUAUAACCCCAGCUAUUUGGGAAGCUGAGGCAGUAGAAUCACUUGAACCCAGAUAGCAGAGGUUGCAGUGAGCUGAGAGUGUGCCAUUGCAGAGUGAGACUCCAUCCCAAAAAAAGCCAGCUGUCCCAGGCCAAGAGUACUUGGGAGAGCCCCUCAUGGAGAACCUAGUUUAGACCAAGUAGCAGAAGCUGUGGUCAUAACAAAACAAUUUGAGGAAGAAAUCUUACAAAUCACCACUGCCCUUUUUCCUUUUCCAUAAAACUGUCCAUCUUUUCGGUGCUCCCUAAUCCAAGCAGCUUGACUUUAGAGAAGUUGCAGAAGCAAUGAAGCCACUAACAUGCUGUGUGACUUUAUGCAAGUCACUCACCUCACUGAGCCACCUCCAUUUCUUCAUCUGUGAAAUGGGCAUAACAGUAAUACAUAACCCUACCUACCUCACAGGGCUGUUGUGAGGAUCAAAUGAAAUAAUGUACGUGAGAAUACAGUAUAAAUGAUAAA
This is a messenger RNA of Pongo pygmaeus (Bornean orangutan), 4963 nucleotides long. RefSeq names its product potassium channel tetramerization domain containing 21 (gene KCTD21). Bases 1655 to 2437 code for a protein of 260 amino acids. The record is from RefSeq and is a predicted model, not a curated record. Gene Ontology annotation, biological process: protein homooligomerization; ubiquitin-dependent protein catabolic process. Gene Ontology annotation, molecular function: histone deacetylase binding; cullin family protein binding. The transcript has 3 exons. Lineage: Eukaryota; Metazoa; Chordata; Mammalia; Primates; Hominidae.